CCGGAUCCGGACAGGCCCAGCUAGGCCGCUGUAUACAAUCAUGUACGAGCUCGUAGUAUCUUUUUCAGCAGUGCGCAUGCAGUCGGAGUGUGCGCAACGCCCGUUGACAAUGACAACCGUUUCAAGCGAUAUGUCGACAGCUCGAUGGCCUUCGGCUUCGAUCGUCCCACUGCUCCUGCUGAUGAGGCUGCCACCUAGUGACCCUGUCUGUGCACAGUCCGGUUGUUGGAGGAAAGUGCAUGUAGACUACGGUUUGGCUUGGCUGGGGGCCUAACUGGUUUCGUGUCUCGGUUUUUGACUGAUGUCUUCACGAGUCGGUUCAAUCGGUUUUCCGAGGCGGACCUUAUUGCAGUAGAUUCUGCAUCAUUCGUACCAUCUCCAACGCCUCUGGACACCCCGGCCAGAGUAACUUUGGCUGUUGCAAAUCAAUCAUCAGGGUACACCUUCACAGGACGAACCGAGGAAUUGUUUCCCCAAGAAAUUUAUUAUGCUGUCGUCACAUCGCUUCUGUUAGUGGCAUUGGUUUCCUGUGGAACAAAGUCAGGAAUCCCGAGGCACGCUCUGAGUGGUGGAAGAGGAAUCACGGCCAAGAUCUCCUCCUCCUUUAUUCUGAAUCGCUAGACUCGACUUCGCCUCGCACUGGGGCCAGGGGUCAAUCUCCUCACCGCUAGCUGGCGCGUGCCAUGGGUGAGGAGACACCGAAGGAGAAUGGCCCAGUGACAACAGCAGCAGUAACCAACGGCGAUGACCAUGACCGACAGGGUGAAGCUGAGGCCGAUGGAGGUGCAGCCAGUCGGCUUGCUCGCCGCAAGAGUAUCCGUGAUCAAAUCACUGGAAUUGGCGAUCUUGUGCUGCUGGACCCGUUGACCGAAGAGGCACUAUUGACGAAUUUGAGGCGGCGCUAUUCUAACGACGAGAUCUAUACAUACAUUGGCUUGGUGGUCAUCUCCAUCAACCCCUACAAGUCUCUGAAGGCAUACUCAAGCGAUGUUGUACAGGAGUACCGCAGUCGCAGUGUCUAUGAGACCAAACCACAUAUUUAUGCUAUUGCUGACUCUGCAUAUCGGUGGCUCCGUGACAAGCAUCAGAAUCAAUGCAUCAUCAUCUCUGGAGAAAGCGGAUCAGGAAAAACUGAGGCUAGCAAGAUUGUGAUGCGCUAUGUGGCAUCUGUGUGUGGCAAGGAGAAGGAGGUCGAUCGUGUGAUGCAAAUGUUGCUGCAAUCAAAUCCACUCCUGGAAGCGUUUGGCAAUGCGAAGACAACUCGGAAUGACAACUCUUCAAGAUUUGGCAAAUACAUGGAGAUUGAGUUCAACUUCAAAGGAGAGCCGCUGGGUGGGGAGAUCACCAACUAUCUACUAGAGAAGUCCCGACUUGUGGCGCAGGCGGAAGGAGAGCGGAACUUCCACAUCUUCUACCAACUGCUGGCGUCAGCGGCCGUCUCGCAGCUACAGGGUUUGCGCUUGAAGCGUGAGUUGGACGCAUACCACUACUUGAGAGGCGCUGGUGGUGUGCGGGAAGAGAGCGAUAUCAAUGACAAAGCAAACUUCAAGGAUGUGGAGUUGGCGAUGGUUGCUGUUGGACUGAAGAAACCGGAGAUGCGUGCUAUCUUCCGGCUUAUUGCCGCCGUUCUCAUACUCGGCAACAUUUCCUUCAGCAGCGUCGAGAGGGCAGACGAAGAUGAGGCGUGUGAACUGAACGGCCGACAAGCUGUGCAAGAUCUUGGCUUCUUACUGGAGGGUGACGAGGCCAUACUCGAGAAAGCGCUGACGGAGAAGACGGUCGAUACGCUGAAGGAACAGGUCACGGUUGCUCUGUCGGUGGAAAAGGCGAUGUUCGCGAGAGAUGCUCUAGCGAAGGCUCUUUACGGACGCAUGUUCAACUGGCUCGUUCAUCGCGUCAACAACAGUAUCAAGGUCACGGCUGCAGGCAAGAGAAAAAGCAUUGGUGUACUGGAUAUCUAUGGUUUUGAGAUCUUCAAGCUCAACUCGUUUGAGCAGUUCAUCAUCAACUAUUGCAAUGAGAAGCUGCAGCAGAUCUUCAUAGAACUGACGCUACACUCCGAGCAGGAAGAGUACGAGCGUGAGGGUGUCAAGUGGGAACACAUUGACUACUUCAACAACGUCGUCGUCUGUGACCUGAUCGAGAAGCCAAACACGGGUGUAUUGUCUAUUCUGGACGACGAGUGUCUGAGACCAGGAGAGGUGUCUGACAUGACGUUCCUGCAUAAGAUGGACCAGCGCUGUCUCAAGCAUGAGCAUUAUUCAAGUCGUGCCAGCAAGCAACUACACAGCGACAAAACCCUACCCAGGAACGCAUUCCGCAUCAAGCACUAUGCAGGAAACGUUGCGUACUGUGUGGACGGAUUCAUCGACAAGAACAAGGACUCACUGCAUCGCGAUCUCUCCAGGGCCAUGUACUCGUGUGAUCAUCUGCUUCUGAAGUUGUUUUUCAUUGAAGGCGACCCAGAGAACAAGUCUUUGAAGCGCGCCCCCACAGCCGGCUACCAGUUCAAGGCGUCUGUCAGUGAGCUGAUGAAGAACCUGACCAGCAAGAAUCCAAACUACAUCCGAUGCAUCAAGCCGAAUGACUUGAAGAAGCCCAACAAGUUUGAUGAUGAUCUCGUUCUUCACCAAGUGCGUUAUCUUGGCCUGAUGGAGAAUGUUCGUGUUCGGCGAGCUGGCUAUGCCUUUCGUCAGGCUUACAACUUGACUUUAGAAAGAUUCAAGAUGCUGGCGCCAAAGACCUGGCCAAUGUGGAAGGGACCUCCACGACAAGGUGUUGUGGAGAUCAUGAAGCACCUUAAGAUCACUAACAAGGAGUACGCUUGCGGUCGGUCGAAGAUCUUCAUCCGCAAUCCGAAGACUGUGUUUGAUCUUGAGGACCAGCGUCGUGAGUCGUUGAACCGCAUUGCAACGCUGAUUCAGACUGUAUACCGUGGCUAUGUUUGCCGCACCAGGUUCCUGGCACUGCGCUGGGCCACCAACAUCUUUGCCAGCAACUGGAAGUGCUUGCUGCAACAAAGACAGUUCCUGGCAUUACGGUGGGCAGCGGUCAUGUUCCAGUCAUACUACCGUGGACUUGUGGAGCGCCGCAAGUACAAUGCCAUUAUCUAUGGCAGGAAGUGUGAGUGGGCAGCCACCAUCAUUCACAAGUACUAUCUUGGAUGGAAGGUCCGAAAAGAGAACCGCAAGAAGCUGAGAAGCGUGGCCGGACCAAUCUUAACACGUUGUGCGCGGAAAUGGCUGCGUCGGCGGUUUCUAUUCAAUCUUCGUGCCAACUUGCCGUCUUCAUCACCAACGCAUCAAGAAUGGCCACCGUGCUCGCCUCUGUUCAGAGAUGCCUCCAAGCUGCUGAAAGACCUGCAUCACACGUGGCGGUGUUCACUGUACCGGCAAAACAUGGAGGACAAUCCGCGCAGGAAGGCCAUUUUCCUGGAGAAGCUUGUAGCCAGCAAAACCUUCUCCGGCCGCAAGGCAUGCUACGUGGCCAGUGUUGGCAAGCCAUUCGUUGGCGAUGAACUGCGACUGGCUAACGACUCGAGAUGGAUGACGAUUGCCGCGGCAACGAAUGACCCACUGGUGGUGUGGUCAGGAACUGUGAUGAAAAUCCACCGAGCCAGUGGCACAUGCGUGCCGAAAGUACUGGCCAUUACCAGCAAAGCGUUCUUAGUGCUGGACCCGAAGACGAUGAAGUCGACGUACCGCGUCUCCCUGCUCAACCUGCUAGCCGUAUCGUGUAGCACGCUCAAGGACAACAUUGUUGUUUUCCACAUCAAGCCAGGUAGUGAAGGUGAUGCUGCAAAGAAGGGCGACUUCCUGUUCCAGGCACCGCGGGUUAUUGAGCUGGUCACCAAGGUGAAGAGGGUAGCACAGGACAUCCAGCGCGCUGCAUUCACUGUCAACAUCAGCAACCAGACUGAGUUUCGAGUGAAGGAGCAGCAAGUGCAGCUGAACUUCAAGCCAUCACCGCAGCGCUUGGAUGCGCCCCUCUGCAAGAGGAAUGGCGCCAAGAUGGAGGUUCUGGUAUGAGCCUGGUUAUGCGGUUAUGCAUGCGAGUGCGGCUAAUGUUGGUGUUUGAUGAACCUGCACUGUAGUGCAUCGCUCCUUGCCCCUUGGACUGACACUGGGUGUUUCUACUUGAGGCACUGAUCAUGCCUACUAGCCCCGCCUCCACGUGUGGCUGAGCGCCUGUGUACCCAGCAGCAUACACCGGCAGACCAUGGUGCGGCGUAUUCUGCAACCUAGUAAUUUAUCCUGGACAGUGUACAGAUUGGGCACGUAGCCCAAACAUGACUCAUGACUCAUACCCCCCCCCCCAUCUCUCCAUUGUACAUAAUACCCCGAUCAGAUCUGAUCAGAACCCUAUAUUAUGCCAGAUCCAGUGCUGUUAUGACUGUUCACGGUUAGAGGUCUGAACGUAUCCACGUCAGCCUGUGAAUUGCACGAGUCGACUCUUGUUUGUCCGACUCGGGGCUCCCGUACAUUACAAUUUUAGUUUUUGAAGACAAGCAUUUCUUGUUUAUCAAGUUAUUUAGGUGUGUGGCUAGUACUGCUUGCUAGUACUGAUUACUAAGCAUUUUUUCACCAGGAACGUUAAUCAGUUUUCUUUCUGCAAUGGCCCUACACCUCCCAGUUUGUGCGAGUAGUUUGUCAUCGUAUGACCUAUGUACGUGGUCAUUGCUGCCGGGAAUGGAUGGCAAUGCCGGGAUGCAGAUGAAUAGGCUCUUGCUGGCACAAGAGCUCCAUGCUGUAUACGAGUCGCCUCAGCCUGUGCUGUGCACUGCUGAGAAUUUGCUUGUUGAACUUUCGUUUCCUCCUUCCCCGAUUAUUUCUCAGGCUUGGGCAAAGUACUUAUUUUACAUCAUAUUUUAUCAGAUUUUGUACAGAUUAUUUCUCGUUUCUAUAUUAUCAUGACUCCUGGUUCGACCAGUCAUGGCCCGCAGUCUGAGCCACAACUCAGCCGGUUGUACCGAGCCAGGCGACCAACAAAAUAAUAAAAACUAUUUCUUGGCUUUA
Molecule: messenger RNA, 5015 nt
Organism: Sycon ciliatum
Lineage: Eukaryota; Metazoa; Porifera; Calcarea; Leucosolenida; Sycettidae
Product: unconventional myosin-Ia-like
Exons: 35
Coding region: 684-4028 (1114 amino acids)
Biological process (GO): vesicle transport along actin filament; actin filament organization
Cellular component (GO): microvillus; actin cytoskeleton; vesicle
Molecular function (GO): microfilament motor activity; ATP binding; actin filament binding
Source: RefSeq, a predicted model, not a curated record